Molecule: messenger RNA, 1123 nt
Organism: Poecilia reticulata (guppy)
Lineage: Eukaryota; Metazoa; Chordata; Actinopteri; Cyprinodontiformes; Poeciliidae
Product: THAP domain-containing protein 6-like
Source: RefSeq, a predicted model, not a curated record
UUCAUCGGACACGCCCCCUUUUUACUCGGUACAAGCCUCGAAGCCUGGAUUCAGAUAGCCCAUCACUAGUAGCAAGCAACAGAAAAACACACGCCCCACUACCCAUUACUUCAGACUUCGGAACAAAACGCAGUGGAACUCCAUAUAAAGUUGGAAAAGAGGAAAGGAUAGGGAGGAAGAGGAAGGUUUUAUUCCACUUUAAGGAAAACAGAAGACAUGAGAAGCUGAGAAAAGAAGAAUAACUCAGUCCAAGCCAGUUGGUGGCGGUAAUGCACAACAUGAUUGUUUGCCAACCAUAGACAUGAAUACGCAGACGCCUCGUGGAGCGCUGAGUUGUACGUAGCAGCGUCCGCCAUCUUCUAUGUGGCAGCAGAGCGAUCGGAGCACCAGAGAAAGAUGCCUCACUCAUGUUCUGCGUGGAAUUGUACUAACCGCUUUUCAUCACAAACAAGAUCCAUCGGCAUAACUUUUCACAGGUUUCCAAAAGAUAGAGAUCUAAGGAAGAGAUGGGAAACAGCUCUCAGAAGAGAAGGGUUUUCUGCUAGCUUGUCCUCCAUGCUCUGCAGUGAGCAUUUCAGACCAGAAGAUUUUGACAGGACAGGUCAGACAGUCAGGAUCAGAACUGGAGCUGUUCCUUCAGUCUUCCGUUUCCCAGCUCAUCUCCACAAGCAUGUGUUUACCAGGACAUCUAAGACCUCAAAGAAGGCACAGAAGACUCUGUCACUAGACUGCUCCCAAGUUGUUCAAGAGGCUAAGCCAGUGUCUGUGGCCAAAAAUACUUGCAUGGACACAGCCAGCCCCAGGCAUCAGGAAAUUAAGCAGGAUCACUCCUAUGCUCUGCCUUCAUCCAGUGAUGAUCUGAGGGCCAGACUCAGGGAAGCCUUGGCUAGGGUGGAGAGUCUGGAAAGGGAGAGGAGGAAUGCAAAGGACAGAGAGAAGAGGGCAAAGAAAACUGUGAGUGGUCUUUUGGAGGAUCUCAGGAUGAAGAAACUAAUUAAUGAAGAUUUGAAAGAGCAGCUCGAUCUAUACUCGGGUAUAAACAAAUAAUUUUUUUUUCUGGAUUUUUUAACUGUUUUAGAUAUUGGUUUUGUAGUUGUAUUUAAGAAUAAGUAAAAACAGACAG